Molecule: messenger RNA, 2985 nt
Organism: Anopheles darlingi
Lineage: Eukaryota; Metazoa; Arthropoda; Insecta; Diptera; Culicidae
Product: nucleolar protein 14 homolog
Exons: 2
Coding region: 52-2592 (846 amino acids)
Biological process (GO): maturation of SSU-rRNA
Cellular component (GO): nucleolus; small-subunit processome; Noc4p-Nop14p complex
Source: RefSeq, a predicted model, not a curated record
ACGUAAACAUCGCGUACACGCGGUUUUUGAAUUUCGUCCACCGCGCGAACCAUGAAAUCGAAAUCGAAACGGAACAAAAAGGUGAGCUCGGAGAAGGUGCUCCAGAAGAAGGUUGGCCAAGGGGUACGGAAACCGAAUCCCUUCGAGACGCACGUGCUAAAGUCCAAGUUUACCGUGCUGAACCGGGACCCGGCGGUGGGCCACUCGAUACGUGACACCGUGAAACCGGGCGCGAUCCGGGCGAGGGCGAUCGAGAAGCGUAAGCAAACACUCGGCAAGGAGUUUGCCACGCUACACAAGGCGAAUCGGUUCGUGGAUGCGCGUAAAGAUGGCAAAAACAAUCGGCCACAGUCCAACGCGUCGCGGCGAAAGGAAAUGUACAACCUGAACCUCACACAUCGUGGUCAAACGUUGGCCGAACUCGAACGGUUCGACGAUCCGGUGGACAACGAUGAUGACGAAGAUGAGGAGGACGGAUUGCUGGAUGAGUCAUUCACCAACGCGGCUCACUUUGGUGGUGGAUCGGACGAAGAGGGUGAGGAUGGUGGUGGCCGGAAGGACCGCAAGACCGUGAUCGAGGAAAUGAUUGCGAACUCCAAGCGCCAAAAGGUGGAGAAACAGCGAGAGAAUGACGAGGUGUACGAGAUGAUGCAGAAGCUGGACAGCAGCUUGAAGGCACUGAUGCCACAGGUUGGCGAGCAUUUGCGCAAGGACAGCGAUAAGCCGAAGCUGGACGACUAUGAUCGUAUGAUGCGCGAAAUGAUCUUCGAACGUCGCGGUGCUCCGGCGGAGAAGCUAAAAUCGGAGGAACAGGCGCGCACGGAAAAGCAAAAGCGUGAAACACUGGAGCGAGAACGAUUGGAACGGAUGAAGAGUGAGGCUGCUGAGGGGAGCAAUACGGCCAAAAACCAUCGGUCAGCUGAUGCACUUGAUGAUGGUGCUUACCUGGCGGAUGACGUGAAUGGUGAUGAAGCGCAGGAUAACGACGAAGAUGAUGAUGGUGCUCUUGAGCCACAGUACGAUGCGAGAAAUCUUUCGAAAGAGGCCACCGACGACGAUGGCGAUGAGGCUGAUGGUGACCAGUCUUCCGAUGAUUCCGAAGAGCAAAAUGAUGGUUCAAGCUCAGAGGAGGAAGACAACCUUUCGGACCUACAAAACGGACAAUCAUCAGAAAGUGAAGAAGAAGAAGAAGAGAAUGUCCCUAUACCGCCUGCUGUACCAUCGGCAAAGAAGCAAGAAAUCACGAAGGAUCGUAAAACGGUACCAGAGCCUGCUAAGAUCAAUUAUGAUAUUCCCGCUUUUCUGGAGUUUCCCAAAGAUUACGAUACGUUCGCCGAGUUGCUCACAAACCGUGACAUUGGCUAUCAGGCUGCACUCGUGGCAAAGUUGGUGGAGAAAUGCAAUCAAAAUCACCCUACCAGUAAGGCUAACCGGAGGUUGCUGUUCGUGUAUCUACUGCAGCUGAUAACGGAUCGUUUCAGUUCGCCAGGAGCCGGAGCGGGUUCAAUUGAGAAUGAUUUCAAAGCUCUGCACUCGUUUACGCCUUUCCUGUACGAUCUGGCACAGAAAGAUCCUCACGAAACUGGGCCACUCUUCGUCGAGGUGAUACAGGAGAAGCAAAGCGAAUACCGGAAGAAUCCGCGUCGAUUUCCGACGCUGUCAACGUUGGCCAUCGUGAAGCUGGUCCCGUUGCUCUACUCCGCGUCCGAUGUUCGCCAUAGCGUCGUUACACCGGUGCUGGUGUUUGUUAGUGAGAUGCUGACCCGCUGUAACGUGCGAACUCGGCGCGAUCUUACGCACGGACUGUUUCUGGUCACGAUCGUGCUCGAGUGUGUUGAGCAAUCGAAGCGCUUUCUUCCCGCGGUCCACUGUUUCCUUACGAACAUUUUGAUACUAGCGUACCCGAAGGAUGCUCAACCGGUGGCAAAGGUCAACAGGUUCAAGCUAGCACCACAUUCGCUUGCGUUGCCAAGCUCGAGUGGAAAUAGUGACCGCAAUGCUGAGAUCAAACUGUUGGCUGACGAUUUUCAACAAACCGAACUGACGGACGAUUACAAAAUCCGAUUGAUGGCCGCUACACUCGGUAUGAUCUCGGCGGUUUGUAAGCAACUGGAUCAGAGUGAAGCGAUUCAAACGAUUGCGGCAGGUUUUAAGCGGCACCUGGAGGUACUCUCGAAAGCGCCUUCUCUCCCAGUCUCCGUUAAGAAAAUUUUAAAAGAGUUGCUAUCUAAACUGACGGAGCAAACGAAACGGCCACUAAAGUAUCUGGUGGCGGCGGAAAAGAAACCGAAACCGUUGCGCAUGCUGGAACCGAAAAUUGAAACCGUCUACGAUGACAUCCGGCGGCGGCCGAAGACUGCGGAAUCUCUGCGUGAACAGCGCAAGAAGAUGCAGCAAAAGAUUAAGCGAGCGUCGCGUAGUGCGGCCAGGGAGAUUCGCCUCGAUAACGAGUACAUUUCGAAGCUGCAGAUGAAGCGCCGUUUGGAGAGCGAUCGCGAGCGUAAGGAGAAGGUGAGACGUAUCUUCAGUGAUGCCACCUCCCAGCAGGGUGAAUUGAAGUCGCUCGAUAGGAAAGCAAAGUAUCGUAAAUAGACGAAGGAGAACGGAAUGGAGCACAAUUUCGUCGUUGUGCGAGUGUAAUAAUACAAACUAUUUAGAUAUAAUUUAAAAAAUAAAAUAAAUGUGUCUACACAUUGCAAUUUUUGUUGCUCAUUGAUGCUAUAAUUGGUUGCUGGUACUUAUUAGGUGGGCAGUUUGAGGGAGAAAUGAUAUGUAAUCACUAAAUUUAUAAUGAUAUCACGAAUGACAACCAAUCAUCACUGUGUAAUUGGUUUUCCACUAAAAUAUGCAACAUUUAGUACAUAGAAUAUAAUAAUGUGAAUUCCUCUACAACACCCAAAGUUCAUGCUGAUGGACCAUUAAGAUUCGUUGAAAAUAAACAAUAGCGAUGUAAAUAGAACAAUAGUAAGGCAAAUUAAGGUCACA